Thalassophryne amazonica is the source of this 6220-nucleotide messenger RNA. RefSeq names its product forkhead box O4 (gene foxo4). The record is from RefSeq and is a predicted model, not a curated record. Bases 943 to 2526 code for a protein of 527 amino acids. Gene Ontology annotation, biological process: regulation of transcription by RNA polymerase II. Lineage: Eukaryota; Metazoa; Chordata; Actinopteri; Batrachoidiformes; Batrachoididae. Gene Ontology annotation, cellular component: nucleus. Gene Ontology annotation, molecular function: DNA-binding transcription factor activity, RNA polymerase II-specific; RNA polymerase II cis-regulatory region sequence-specific DNA binding. The transcript has 3 exons.
AUGUGGCGGACUGCAGCGCUGAAAUAAUCACUCACUUCUCUUUUCUUUUUCUUUCACGUAUUUUGACGUAAAUACAAUUAAAACAACGGAAAUCCGCUUACUUGUCGUUCUCCGGUGCUGGAAACAACUUUGCUUUAGUUCCAGCGGCUUCUUCCAAACACAGGCCAAAGAGUCGGCUGCGUCCCAUUUCUGUUUUCAUACUUUUUAAUAGUUGGCGGACAAAACAUUCGCGUCGUUAAUUAGGUAUUGAGCACAAUUUACAUUUAAAUUUACCGUGACUGGUGUAUGAUUAGUUGUGCGUGCUAUUUUAAAAAUCUUUGGUUUAAUCGUUUUUGCUCGUUGGGAGAGGAAGCAUCCCGUUGUUUACAAGCGUAUACGGACGCGACUGUUGAGAAGGAAGAAGUUAAUCCCCUUUUUUGCUUUCUUCAUAGUUUUACUUUAAAUAUAUAAUGGACACAUUUGGUACGAAAUAGUUACAUUGGUAUCUGUUUACUUUCAGAAGCAGUUGUCUCAUUUCUAAAUCUGCAGAUAUUUAAGUGUUUAUUAAUAUGCAUAAUUUGAUCUGGCUGGUUUACAUUUUCAAGUGAAUCAAAACUUCUGGAAUGUGCAGAUCCAGAUGUUUUGGUGGCUUUUCCACUCCACCACUUUGUAUUAUUGUACAUAAAGAGACUGGCAUCCAAGUCCUUUAUUCUGUAUAAAUCGGAAGGUUUAUGAUAGUUGCUAUUAAGGAGAUUAUUUGGGUUCUCUAAUCUCCAAUCUGAGGAUUAACUGGAGCUAUUGGUGUGUACAGAUUAUUACGUCUCCUUUGGAGAAGCAGUGUUUACUUCCUCAGUAGGUAGAAGCACAUUGUUUGUCAAGAUCCUGAUUGAUUUAGCUUGUUAAAGGUAAAUUAAUUAAGUAGUUCGAUCUUUGUGACUGAAGUCGAGUGGAACCAGGCGCAUCAUGGAGGACUCGGUGCCCCAGAUUAUUGAUCCAGAUUUCGAGCCGCUGAGUAGACCCCGAUCCUGCACAUGGCCGCUGCCGAAGCCGGACAUCUCUGCUGUCAAAGUAGAGGCAACAGACGGCGCAGAGUCCGCCGCCGGAACUCCGCCUGCAGAUGAAGACAAACCAGAGCCACAGCAAAUCACCUCAGAGCCCGACAAAGCCGGGAUGGUGUCUGAGGGCGGGGUCUUGGCCGGAGUGGGCGGAGCCACCCCAACUGCCCGCAAAGGGUCAUCCCGCCGCAAUGCAUGGGGGAACCAGAGCUACGCAGACCUGAUCAGUCAGGCCAUACAGAACUCACCUGAGAAGAGGCUGACCCUGGCUCAGAUCUAUGACUGGAUGGUAAAGACAGUGCCUUACUUCAGAGAUAAAGGAGACAGCAACAGUUCCGCUGGGUGGAAGAAUUCAAUCCGCCACAAUUUAUCACUCCACAACAAGUUCCUGAGGGUUCACAAUGAAUCAACGGGCAAAAGCUCCUGGUGGAUGCUCAACCCGGAAGGUGGGAAGACUGGCAAAGCUCCCCGCCGCCGGGCCGCCUCCAUGGACAACAGCAGCAAACUGCUGAAGAGCCGAAUGAGGGCCAAGCAAACAAAGAAACAGGCAGCGGCUGCAGCCCUGGGUGGCGCUGGUGGGGCGCUGCAGGGUGAUAGCAGCACAACCACAGCCAGUGCAGACAGCCCGAAUUCAUCCCAGCAGUUUCCCAAAUGGGGGGUCAACAACAACAGUCCAUCAUCUCGUGGAAGUCUGGAUGAUGCUGAUAUGUGGACCGCCUUCCGCCCACGGACAAGCUCUAAUGCAAGCACCUUGAGUGGGCGUCUGUCUCCUAUCGCUCCUGGUCAAGAGGAUGAUGAUAACCUGCCUGAUGAAGGACUUUUGGGGAGCUACACUGCCAGCAGUUUGCCUCCCACUCUCACGGAGACCUUAAUGGAGGAGCUGGAUCUGAUCGAUGGUCUGACGCUGAUGACUGGCCAGCAAGGCGGGGCCAGCCCCAGCACGGCCCCACCAGCCCCUCCGACUCCACUACCCUCGGCCUCUACUCUCCUGCCUCGUGGCUCAGGCUUCUCCUCCUUCCAUCAGCUCCAAACGGCCAGCCUUCCGCAGGCCUCCACUCAUAGUGGGACCCAGGCCUCCGUUUCUCAAUGUGGCUCCACCAGCAAAGAGCCAUCAAAUUUCAGGAACUCCCUCUUCAAUCCCAUGACUAGCACCAGCUCCCGUGGCAGCAGCCAUUAUGGCACCCAUGUGCCUUCAAGCUUGGAAGCAUUGCUCACCUCUGAUUCGCCUCCUCCAAGUGAUGUAGUGAUGGCACAGGUGGAUCCUUUAAUGUCCACUCAACCAGGCGUGGGUAUGAUGGGCCUGGGCACAUCAGUGGUUGGUCUCAGGGCCAAACCUAAUCAGUUGAUGUUAGGUAAAGGGCUCGAGCCAAACACAGUUACACCCAUGGCUCUGCAAAGUCAGAUUCAGCCGUCACAGCAGCACCACCACCUCACCACCAGCAACAGCCACAGCAACAACACCAGCAUAACUCUCAGAUGGGGUUGGAUCUGAUCCUCUCAGGUAUGUCUCAGGACCCUUCUCGGCUCUCAGCUGUCAAAGCCCAGCAUGCCACAGUGCCAGCUGUGGUGUCACAUAACCGAGGGCCCGUCGGCCAGGCCAAUCCAGUGGGAGCCUGCAAGCCAUGGGACAGUUUGCAGCGGCCCGUACUGCUUUCCCCCCAGUCAGGACAGACUGCCCACAGACUUGGAUAUAGAGAUGUCACAGAAAGUCUGGAUUGUGGACUGUGGACUACAUAAUCAACAGUGACCUCAUGGAUGGAGUGCUAUUGAUUUCAACUUUGAUCCCAUAUUGCCUGGAGGCCAAAGCUACACGGGCCCAUCCACCACGCAGAGCUCCACCCACAACUGGGUUGCCCCAGCUAAUUUCUCAGCUAACAAUUCAAAGUUGGCCAGGAACCAUUCCCAUUCAAGAUGACCCAUCACAAAAUGACCAGUGCAGGCCUCCCUGGUGGCCUGAAGUUCGGUCUUAAUAUACCGUUUCUCUUAAGGAGUUUUAAAGACAAAACCAGACCUCAACCCUGUCAUGUGCCAAGACAUGCAGAGGACGGGGAGGGUAUUCACGAUACUAUGCACAACUUUUCUUUUCCUCCCAAUUUUUGAAACACUUGCAUCGGUUUGGCUGCUAGUUGUUUUUACCUUUAAAUGAACGAGUGGGUUUUUAAAUGUGUGUUGAACAUAACAUUUUAAGUGAUAAAAAGACCAAAUCAAACACCUACCCUCUCUGCUUGGAGAUUCAGAAUCGCAGUUAUGUUGCAUGAGAGUAGCUUUAGGGUGGAUAGGGUACCCAUUUGAACGGAACAGCCUUCGGCUACUCGCAAUCUCGAGUUGUGUGCAUAUGGAGAGAAUGCCUUUUGGCAAGAAAUAUCAAGUCAGAUGUUGUGUAGUGAUGUCCCGAUACUGACCCAGUUCAAGCAUUCGAUAGUGGUUAAAUAAACGCCAGUCCAUAUCCGAGUCCUUUCAUUUAUUCCAGCAGUCAGAGAAAGCGUUUUUUUAAACCUCAAAUCUGCUCCUACACAGCUCAAUAGGCUACAGCGAAUGACCUUAUACAGUGUCUGCAACAGAUCAAAAGCAUUUUUUUUCUUCUCAAGACGCCGAGCGACAGCGGAGCCAUGCUUAAUGUCUGCUGUAGUUUAGUGUCUUUGUCACAGUGUGUUGCUAACAUGCUGCUGUAGUUUGACAUAGCAUUUAAACCUCUGUUUGGCUUCCUAAGCAUUUUAAAUCUUGUGAGAGACACUGCUGACCAAAGAGCAGGUUUAUGAUUUCAACAUGCUCCUUUCUGUGAAGUUUAUCAUAUAGGUCAGCAGGUGUCUUGGUAAAGUUUGUAACCAAAAAUACCUCAGACACAAGCUGGGUUUCCAUUGCAGAUUGUGCAAAAGUUUAGCAAUAUUUUCAGAAUUUUGGGGGGGGCAAAAUGACACUGUUUACAUUGAGUGAUUGAAUACCACUGCCGGGUUUGUCAUCUUUUAUAACUCUCAUUCUACUGACGCUUUCGCUAGAACUGCAAUUCCCAGAGUCAGAUUGGUAAAUCCCGUUUUAAAACUGGCAUUUUGUUGUUUUGUUUUUUAAUCCAGUGUUGCAAUAACGUCAUCUCUUGUAAAGUUUAUCAAGUGGCUCUGUCUCUUACUUUAAAUGCCAUGUGACUUUCUGUACGUCAUGUGAUCUGUAAUAGUAGAAAGUGUUUCCCUUGCACUUUUUCCAGUGGAAACCUUUUUGAACUCUAUGCCAAUGUAAAAUGCCAAAUAAAUUCUCCAGCUUUCUGGGAAGCAGCAAAGCAGCUGUGACUUUUACUGACAUCCAUAUUCACAUUACUAAGCACAUUCAAAUAGCUGUAGUGUGAUUUUCAUAAAAUUUGACUCCAUGUUGUGCAAAUCACAGGAGAAAUGUAAAGUAUUGGAAAAGCAGAUAUUAAUAUAUUAAAGGACUCGGAUUGGAUCGGGGGUCCAACGUGAUCGGGACAUCCCUGAAGCGUUGUAGUCCGCGCGUCGAGAACAAGGUGAAUUUAUUUAUUCUGCGCCAAUAUCAGUGGAUAAUGAGAUGAAGUGGAACCUAUUAGGCUUCUGACUCUUGUGAUUCCAUUCAAAGCUGUUGUGCGCCACCCCACCCCCUCUCCCCAACCAAAUUGUGUACUGGAGGUACAGUUUUAAAUAUGAUUCUAAUUUCUUAGAAGGUAAACUAUGAUGCUUCAUCAGUGGAAUUUUUGUUUUAAACAAGUGGGUAUGUGUUUGUAGUUUGAUAUUUUUUUUUCCCCAUCAAGUCAAUUGUAAAGUGAUAAUCAGAUUUUUUUUUUUAAAUCCCUGUUUAGUUGAUCUAACAAAAUGAAGAAAUGUGAUUUUGUAUGUGGGGCAUUCAAGGGUAAAUGUUUGCCAGCACGGUAUCGGUUGGCCAAGUAUUAUUUUGUGUCUGAGGUCCGUAUGCGUCCUUUAGGCCCCAGUAGGGGGCCUGAUUCCCCCUACUUUAAUCUUUUGUCUCAGCCUAUUAAUUUUCAAAGCACUUAGGUCUCCUGAUAUGUGGCUCAUUCACAGGGACCCACUCGAAGAGAAUUCAUCCAAAUUAGGUUGUACCAUUUCACAGAAAGAUUUUGAAGGUUUAAAUGUGUAACAUGCACCUUGCACACAUUGAUUGCAGAUUGAACAAGAGAAUGAAAUGAAACCUUGAAGGAAGUUUUCAAGUGAUAUGUUUUAAGAAUUUUGUAAUUUAGCAUUUCCUUGAGGUUUGUGGUGAUGAUGGAUCCAGGUCCGAAUAUCAUUGCACGUCACGCUUUAUUACUCAAUACUAACUUAAUGUAAUUAAUUCAUCUUAAGUACGAAAAAGAAUAUAUUUGAUUAUAGUUUUAAUAUACAGUAUACUGUAGAUAAAAGUAAUUGAAAUAACAUGACUAUGAUUAAUUACAAGAUUUGUUUUACAUUGGAGGAAGAAUUUUCAAAUAAUUUUUAAGGGUAAUUUUCUAUACUUUUAUUUUGUAAAGGACGAGAUGCAUGUUUACUUUUUUUUUUUUUUACAUAACCAAAGGAACACUAAUAUUUGCAUGGCAUUUAGGGAGUGCAUGCGCCUGACACAUUAUCGCUGUGUAAAUAAGCUUUGCAGAAAAUGCCUAUAAGAAAAAUGUGGCUUUGACAGAAAAAAAAGCAUUUGUUGGUUGGUCAAUUUGUAACCAAUUCUGAACAAGCUAAUUCCCUCCCCGCUUGAUUGCAGACUUGUAGAUUCAAAUACGAAGUUUGUGCUGAGAUGUGGCAUGAUAAAUACAGAAAUCUCAUCUCAAAACGAGACUUGUACAACAUUUACCUCUCAGGGCCGGAAGAAGAAUAACAAGAAAACAAGUUAUCAGCUCAUUGUGACUUGUAACGCAAACAAACAAAAACAACAAAAAAGAGUUAUGCAUUCUAAUAUUUUCUAUGAUGACAGACUGGAAUCAAAGACAUCCAGCGGUGAUUCAGUGACCCGUGUAUAUUUUACUGCCAACAUUGAGAACACUAUAGCACAUUGCUCUGUAGCAAGAUGGACUUCAUGUUGUCAUCCACCUCUUUAAGUGCUGUGCGUUUUUCUGUAAUUACGUUUGUAACUCGGUGAGGGUCACAUCAAGUUUGAUUUUACCAGAAUUCCUGCAGCUAAAUUCUUUUGCUUUUCUCUGUAGCUAUGUGAAUAUGUUAGCCUCUUGUUUUUAUAAAGCACUCUUUUCUUCCUCUUUA